AAAAAAUAGUCACGUUUUGUGAAUCGACUGACUCCCAACACUUGUGAUUGGUCGAAUCUUUUGAAGUUUCGGCUCCAACACACAUUAGGAACUCUGCAGCCGUCGAUGGGUAGCUCCGCGGACGUCCUCCGGCGAUGGAGCCCCAUCUUAGCGCCAUUCUUCACGGUGACCACGCUCAUCAUAUGCAUCGUCAUCACCAAGACCAAGGACAUCUACGUCGGGUCGCUCGCGUGGCCCUACUUCUCCGACAUGGGGCGUGACGACCCUGCGUACUAUGUGUUCGCCACGGGCUUGUGUCUCACAGCGAUCUUUCUUGCGCUCACGUGGACAUUCAACUUCCGCCACCAAGCAACGGUCCUCGCGCACCCUGAGGCGAAAGCGACGCCUUCCUUGCUUCGAUGCAGCUUUGCAGCGUCGACGAUGGGUGCGGUCGCCACCAUUGGAUUGCCUAUCCUCGUACAUAACCACCCAUACACCUGGUACUAUUAUUCACUUGUGUUCCUUCUAGUCCAUCUACCGAGUAUCGUACGACCACCCAGAGAUCCACAAUUACGCCGCGUACUUUUUCUUCGUCUUCCAAGCUGCCGCCGUAUUCCUGAAUACCUACGUCACACGUCGCAUCCUUCACACAUCGCCCACCCCCAAGAUCUUCCGUACCACAUGGUUUCCUCUCCGUACUACGUCUCCAUGAUCUAAUGACAUGUCCAGGCGCAUCCAAGUCGUGUUUGCAUCGCUCUUCUUGAUCGCGUUCAUCCUGUACAUCCCCGUCGGACUGGCCAUCGUGUGUCCGUUUGAGCGUCUGACUGUGGUCAAGGUAUGCUCCCACUGUUUUCAGUCGACGACGUUGACACGGGUGUGGGGUGGUAGUGCCUCACAGAAGGCUUGGGGACGGACUACUGCGCAACGACCAUCGGCUUCGACGCGACCUAUACCAAACUGUACGACUACAGCAACUGCGGCGCCAUCAACCAACUUCGCUCCGCCGCGCAGCUGGUGUGCAUUCUCACGUUGGUGGGGUACGCGCUGUCCUUCGCAACACACAAGGACGACGACGCCGUCCCAGCCCUUCUCUCCGCACCAUCUCCGACGAACGUGUAAUGGACGGGGGUAGAUAGCAGUAAUUUGUUCUCGGUUCAUUGACAUGAGGGUUGUCUCAGGUCAAAAUAUGCCAGAAUUUCGAAUUUCUCACGAUAUUAAUUUGACAAUCGUUCAAUCUUCA
This is a messenger RNA of Aphanomyces astaci, 1219 nucleotides long. RefSeq lists its product as hypothetical. The record is from RefSeq and is a predicted model, not a curated record. The transcript is spliced from 4 exons. Lineage: Eukaryota; Oomycota; Saprolegniomycetes; Saprolegniales; Verrucalvaceae. Bases 106 to 696 code for a protein of 196 amino acids.